GUUACUGAGACAUCUUAACGGUUAGCGUUUGUCCCGCGAGACGGCGGCGGCCACCGAGACCGACACCGGGAGUGAGAGCGCGCGCGCGAGCCUGAGGGGGAGAGCGAGAGAGAGAGAGAGAGCGAGAAUGCUCGAGGAGGAAAAGGUGAUUCCCGUGCGUGUGGCCUUGCGAUGCCGUCCACUGGUGCCAAAGGAAAUCCGCGAGGGAUGUCAGGAAUGCUUGACUUUUGUACCUGGAACUCCACAGGUUAUUUUGGGAAAAGACAAGCCAUUUACUUACGAUUAUGUUUUCGAUCCGUGCACCGAGCAAGAGGAGGUGUUCAAUACUGCUGUAGUUCCUUUAAUCGAUGGGGUCUUCAAAGGAUACAAUGCCACAGUAUUGGCAUAUGGACAGACAGGUUCUGGGAAGACCUAUUCCAUGGGAGGCACGUAUACAUCUGCACAGGAGAAUGAUCUGAAUGUUGGAGUCAUUCCUAGAGUAAUAGAAAUGUUGUUCAGGGUGAUGAAAGAACAUGCUGAUAGCGUGGUCACAUUGAAGGUCUCCUACCUGGAGAUCUAUAAUGAGGAGAUUAUAGAUCUAUUAGUUCCAUCUCAUGAUAAAUCCCCGAUCAACAUCCGUGAGGAUCCCAAAGGAGACAUAAAGAUUGUGGGUCUGAUUGAGAAAGUAAUCACUGAUGCAGUAGAGAUGGUGAGCUCCCUGGAGCAGGGGAACUCUGUCAGGACUGUUGCUGCUACUGCCAUGAACUCACAGUCCUCCCGGUCACACGCAAUAUUCACCAUCAUUGUGGAGCAGAGGAAGAAAAGUGACAAAAACGAGGUCCUUCAAUCCAAGCUACACCUUGUGGACCUAGCGGGGUCUGAGCGUCAGAAGAAGACAAAGGCGCAAGGCAACCGCCUGAAAGAAGGAAUCAACAUUAACCGUGGCUUGUUGUCACUGGGCAAUGUUAUCAGUGCGCUUGGUGACGAGAACAACCGAACAGGCUUCAUACCGUACCGGGACUCAAAGCUCACCCGCCUGCUACAAGACUCGCUUGGUGGGAACAGCCACACACUGAUGAUCGCUUGUGUCAGUCCCGCUGAUUCUAACUUUGAGGAGACGCUGAACACCUUGCGCUAUGCAGACCGAGCCAGGAAAAUCAAAAACAAACCUGUGGUCAACCAUGACCCUCAGGCUGCUGAGCUGCAAUGCCUUAAACAGAAGGUACAGGAGCUUCAGGUGCUGUUAGUACAGGCACAUGGCGGGACCAUACAACUGGGAAACAGGACUCCAAAUUGUAAGAGCCAGGAGGCUGCAAUGGAGGUAAGCAGGAUGGAGCAAGAGAACCAGAAACUGAGGAAAGCUCUUCACGAUGCUGUCAGCCAUCACACACAGAUGUGUGAGCGGGUCAUUGUGACAGAACAAACCAACGAGAAGCUGAGGAAUAAGCUGGAUGAACUCCGUCACCAUGCUGGAUGUAAACUCGACUUGCAGCACUUGACGGAAGGAGAAAUGAACGAGCAGAUUGACAUACUCUGCCAACUGCAGCAGUCCAUUAUUAACCUGGAGAAGGAAAGUGCGGAAGCUCCAGAGAUCGAGGAAGAUGGCGAGGUCAACAGUGAUGACAACGACAGUGUGAGAGACAAACGUGAAUCAGACCCUUUCACCACCCAGAAUGCACUGCGGCAAGCACAGCUGUCCAAGGAGCUGAUGGAGUUGGAUAAGGUUUUGGUGCUGAAGGAGCAGUUGGCCCGAAAAAUGUCCCAGAGCGAUGAGCCUAUGUACUCCCAGUAUCAGGUUAAUAUCCAGAACCUAGAGGCUGAGGUCACUGCUCUACAGAAGGAGAAGGAGGAGCUGGUCUCACUGCUGCAGAAUGCAAAAAAGGAUACAAACACUGCCAAAGUGAGUGAGCGACGGCGAAUGCGGUUGCAGGAACUGGAAACGGAAAUACUCCAGUUGAAGAAGAAGGUAGUAGAACAGUCCAAGGUAGUCAAACAGAAGGAGAAUGCUACCCGAACAGUUGACAAACUCAACCACGACAUCCAGACUCUUAAGGUUCAGCGGGUUCAGCUGAUGCGACAGCUAAAGGAAGAGUCUGAGAAGACGCGACAAUGGAAAGCACAGAGGGAAAGGGAAGUGCUGCAGCUGAAGGCACAGGAUCGGAAGAGACGAUACGAGCUGGUGAAGCUAGAAAGAGAAUAUCAACAGCAAAGCAACGUCCUGAGACGCAAGACCGAGGAGGCCGCUGCUGCCCACAAGCGGUUGCGAGAUGCUUUGCAGAGACAGAAGGAUGCGUCUUCCAAGCGUAAAGAUCAGAACCGAGGAAUGGAGGGUAUGGCGGUCAGAGUCAAGACCUGGCUGUCCAAUGAGCUGGAGGUACAGGUGAGUAUCGAGGCAGCUCGACGACCCCUGAACUCCCUGAUGGACGACAGAAAGCUCCUGGCACAAGAACUGGCCAGCCUUAAGGAGAAAAAAGAGGCCAAACUCCCUCCUUCUAAACUCCCGCGCAGAAGCUUCACACUGACCGAGCUGAUUGAAUCUGUUGAGGACAACCCCUCGCUGGACAAGCACAUUGAAAGCCUGGAGUCUGAAAUAGAAUUGCGGAGCGCUCAGAUUGCAGACCUGCAGCAGAAGCUGAUGGACGCUGCCAAUGAGGAGAAACAGAAGAAUUGCUGGGAAAGCAUGACAACCAUGUCAGAGGUCAAGUGUGGAGUGAAGUGGCUAAUGGGAGAGCUGGUGUCUUGUAAAGUGUCUCACAGCCAACUGGAGAAUGAGAUAGAACAAGCCAAAAUGGAUAUUGCUGAGAUUCAAAAGAGUUUGUUGGAGGAGCAGAGACUGCGAGUGGAGCUGGAGACUGAGCAGCAACAGCAGCUUCUAGAGUGGGGACAGAGACACCAGGAGAAGGAGAAUGAAAUCCAGAGACUGAAGUAUCUGUGUGAUGAAAAUCAACAGCUAAUCGAAGAAAAGGAACUGUAUAAACAGAAGCUGUCCUUGAUGGAUUGCACGACCACUAAGUUCAGCAAUCGUCUCUCUGAAACUCUGGUUGUGGAAGCAUCUGAUUCUCCCUUUGACUACAUUCCUCAAAAGCCAAAGCACCGGAGGAAGACAUGUGCUAAACCCUCAGCUCCAACCCCUCGCAUGACGUUAGAGGAGCUGCUCUCUGACUCGGAGUCAGAUACAGAGGCUACCCAUAAUGACUGUGACUGGAACCCAGUCAAGCCAAAAGCAGCAAAGAAAGUCAAUGGAGGGUGCUCCUGCAAAGGACGGUGUGCAAACAAACAGUGCAAAUGUAGGAAACAGAGGGCUGACUGUGGGGAGCACUGUAAAUGUGACGCUGAGCAUUGCCGCAAUCGCAUCUCCUCGGUUCUCGAUGCCUUCAACGAUGAGGGAUCUGACGGCUCCUUUAAACUGGAUGAUCCCACAAUAUCGGAAUCUUGCUUCUUCCUGCCUCUCAAUGCCACGUCGGACAAGAGUUUGAGCAACAUCACUGACCUGGGAGAGACAGCGUUAAAGCUCACGCGGAAGCCACUGACUGUGGAGACCGAAGCCAUCAGCGAAUCCUUCACCAAACGCAAGAAGAAAGCCCUGUUGAGCGCCAACACCAGUUUCUUCUCGGGAUGCACCCCCAUUCGAGAGGGGCUGGAGUGAAUGAGGGCCAUCGGCAGGGAACUGCUCAUAAAUAUUUCUGUUCUUAAAAUCUAUUCCUUUUUAAAUUGUAUCUUGAUCCCUUCCCUGCAGCGCUCUCCAGUGAUCUGUUGGCAAACCAUUCUCCUCUGACAAUUCUCCUGCACUUGACAAAGUGUGAUUGGCUGCGGCCUCAGCCUCACACAGGGCUGGCCUUCAGGUUUAGAUUAACAGGAAGAGUCGGGCUGUGACUUUUUCUCUCUCAACUACCCGGGGGGGUGGGGGGGGGCACUUUUGUAGCUGAUGGAAAGUCGUGUUUCUGCAAUUGUGAUUAAACUUCUUUCACUAAGGUUUGAGAUGUCAGUCUCCCAACUAACCAAUGAAAAUAUUCUAGGUGUAUAGUUGUACAAUAAAUUUUAAUUGUUGAGCAUAUAGGAAAGUUAUUGUGUGUGUGUCUGAGUUGUGCCUUUUGCACACACCUAUCCAGGCCCAUUCUGUGGGGGAGUUUUAAUAAAAUGUCUGAAAAAC
Molecule: messenger RNA, 4129 nt
Organism: Callorhinchus milii (elephant shark)
Lineage: Eukaryota; Metazoa; Chordata; Chondrichthyes; Chimaeriformes; Callorhinchidae
Gene: kif4
Product: kinesin family member 4
Exons: 30
Coding region: 128-3625 (1165 amino acids)
Biological process (GO): microtubule-based movement; mitotic spindle organization
Molecular function (GO): microtubule motor activity; ATP binding; microtubule binding
Source: RefSeq, a predicted model, not a curated record